Mucor mucedo is the source of this 2410-nucleotide messenger RNA. RefSeq lists its product as uncharacterized. The record is from RefSeq and is a predicted model, not a curated record. Lineage: Eukaryota; Fungi; Mucoromycota; Mucoromycetes; Mucorales; Mucoraceae. Gene Ontology annotation, molecular function: protein binding. The coding region runs from base 93 to 2255 and encodes 720 amino acids. The transcript has a single exon.
CUUCUUUUAUUUUAUCGAAUGGACAAAUUCGGUUCGUAAACUGAUCAACGUUUUUUUUAAUCCUUUUGAAAGAAAAAAAAAAAAAAGAACUGAUGAAAGAGACAAUUAAUUUAGUAGGUGAUAUUGGUAAAGUACUGUAUGAUGCAGGAAUAGACUUUUACAACAAGAAAAAUUAUGCUCCAGCGUUAUCUUAUUUUGUCCAUGCUGCUCAAUUAUUCAAUCAACCAGACGCUCAAUACAAUGUUGGACAUAUGUGUAAAGAAGGGUAUGGAACAGAAAAGGAUUAUAGUGAAGCCUUAUAUUGGCUCACCAAGGCCUCAGAAAACGGAAGAACAGAGGCCAUGUUUGAAAUAGGCCAACUUUAUCUGGAUGAAAACAAGAGACGUUCUCAAGGAUCUGAAACAUUACUCGAUCCAUGGCCAACAAAAUCUGUUGAACAAGGAUACUUGGCUGCCAAUCUGGAUUUAUUUGUCUUGUAUCAAGAUAACCCCGCUUUACCUCGCCAUGAAUAUACCAUGCGGUGGUUACGAGACACGCCUGUUGCUUCUUCUUCUUCUUGUCCAACUUACGGUCUAUGCAAGGUUAUUACAAAGUACUUAAAAGCACAUCGUUAUGAGGGAGCCACCAAGUAUUCAAAUGAUCCUAUUUACGAGCUGGCUUUGCGAUGGCUUGUAAAGGCUGCAGAAAAUGGUGUUGUCGCGGCGAUGCAUCAGAUAGGGAUGCUUUACCUCUGUGGUACAGGUGUCAAAAAACAAGAAGAAACCGCCUGUCAGUGGCUAACGCGAUCUGCUGAACGAAAUGACUUAUCAUCGCAGUUAGAACUAGGUAUAUUUUAUCAAAAGUCCAUUGCUAGUCAGCGCGAUUAUGAAAAAUCAAUGCAUUGGUUUGAAAAAGCUGCUGAUACGACCAUUACCACCACCACCAUCGCCACUGGGAACAAUGAACAGGGCAAAAAUAUCGAAAAGAUGGCUGUCGCACAGUAUUAUAUUGGAAUGUUUUAUAAAUAUGGACUGAAAGUUUCUGUUAAUUACAAGUUGGCUUGGCAGUGGUUUGGGAAAUCUGCAGACAAUGGUUGUCUUUUAGGCAAAAUGGAAAUAGGUUUGAUGUACUACCAAGGGAUGUAUGUUCCAAAGGAUGAGGAACGUGGUAUGCGCUUGUUAAAAUUUCUCGUCAGCGAUGGACAUGUGUAUUCACAAGUGGAGCUAUGUUGUAUAUAUUCUAAAGGUAAUCCAGGGGUUUAUGACUAUACACCUUCAAUGCAGUGGUUUUUGGAUGAAUUAGAUGAUGCCACAUCUCAAAGUUGGAUUGGAGUCAUGUAUUUACGAGGCUGGGGUGUUGAAAAAAACGAAUUAAUAGCAUUGCAGUGGUUCAGAAAGGCUCUAGAUAGAGCGCCCACCUCUAAAAUUGGAAACCAGGACACUCAUCUGGUACCUUUGAAUUGGAAUGAGGCUGUACUUUGGUAUAAAUCAACUGUCGCAAAAAACGGGAAUCAUCUGUCUCCAUAUGGUCCUGCUCAAUGUUACUUGGAAGAUCAAGGCUCUGUACAUGAAACGUUUGCCAAUCUGGAUUUACUCCAAAGUUUAGCAGCGCAGGGAAAUAGCCAAGCUCAAAAUAGUCUUGGUUUAAAGUAUAUUGAAGGAGAGCUUAUUGAACAGAAUUACGGUACAGCCAUGAUGUGGUUUGAGAAAGCCAUCUCAAACGAAGAAAAUGUCGAUGCCCUACGUAACAUUAUUGAUAUGCAUCAACAUGGUUGGGUUGCCGAAAAAAAUCCGGUUUUAGUUCUUCAUUAUCUUCUCAGAUUAGCUAGGGCGGAAGCGGUUAUUAGAAAUAAGAAGAACAUACAAACAAGUACGAGUAAUGAUGCUUCAACGUCUACAGCAAUCAACGAAACCAAACAUAUUAAUUCUGUUAUAACAUCCUUGAAAAUGACUUUGCAUGAAGAUUCUGUUCCACAAAAAGAAAUAAAAGAAGAAAAAGAGAAUAAUGUGAAAGAAACCUAUACCGAGGAAGACCCCGUCAAAUUCUUCCAUGUAGAAGAUACUAGCAAAUUCCUCCAUGUAGAAAAUACUAGCCAAUUUUUUUAUGUUGAAGACACCCAGAAAGUCUCUCAUGCAGAAGAAUCCUGCAGCACUCAAGAAGAGAAAUCAGGCAUGACCCUUCGGGUAGAAGACAGGAGUGUCACUACAGAGUUGUCGCCACCGCCAACUUUUACUUAUGAUAAUAUAGUGUCCUGCGUGACACAAUUAUUUUUCUAGACAUUGGUAAAUCUUUUAUUCAGAUACUCAAGUAUGAUUUUGAGAGCAAGAACAGCCUUGUUGCCUUUUAAUUACUCACUUUUAAUAAAUGAGUGUCUCUGCAUCUAUCAAUUGACCUCACUUUGUGACUCAAUAAAAAUUGAUUUUAGACAUUU